UAUCCACUCAGGAAGUAAGGAAAUGUGGUCUUCAUCAGGUGCUCAAUACACAUCAUGCCCAAAAAUUAGUGCAUUAUUUGUAAAAAGUGAUCAUUAGUGUUGUUUUGAAUUCAUAUUAAUUAUUGAUUAAUGAAGUGGUCAAGUGAAUUAAAGUGAUAUAUUUUCAACAAUCAUUUAAUAUCCAAAAUAAAAUUGAAAUCUUUGUGAUAAACUUUUUAUGCCACGAUUUAAUUUGCUGUUUGGACAUCAUGAGGGUCGAGUUACCUUUCAUGUGAAGUUACAGGUGAAGGUGAAAAUAAAAAAGAGAUUCGUAUGAGAAACGACGCGCGCAAAGCAAUCGUAGGAAAGCGAUAUAUAGCCGCUUGGCAAUUCACGAUGUGAGUGGAGUUGAAAAGAAAGAAAGAAGUAAGCCAAUUACCAACCCAAGUGGCUUGUCUUUCGUUUGAGAGAUACGCGACUCAUAUUAAAACGUUAAUCUCCGCUUCGCUACCUGCGCCACACAUCUACAUAUACAUUUUUUUCAUUUUGUCUUUCAUGCCAAGGUGUACACAAUAUACCAAUCGUUCGUACUUGAGCGUAAUAAUUUUAUCAAUCAACACGAAUACGGAUAAUCAUCAAAGAUCGAGUUGUAGAACUUGUACAAUUUGCAAUAUUAAAGUGUAAAAAGAAGAAGAGGAAGUGAAAGAAGAAGAAGAAGAUCAGGAUUGCGACGACAAAGAAGGAUGCCGUCAUUGGAUUAUCCGGAAACGAGAGUAUCGAAAUGUCAAGCUUGGCUAGACGAAGGCAGACAAGUUUACUUUUCGGAUCUAAACGUUGGUGGGCAACAGGAUGUUGGGCAACUCGAAGUCACCAGGAGGCAUAUCUUCGAAAAUUGUACGGUAGGAAAAACAUUGAAGGAAGUGUUAAUGUUGCUGCUGAUUUUCAUGAACCAGUAUCGUGGGCAGCACCAUCAGUAUCAUCAGGAAAUGAAUUCGAAGGUCAUGUAGAACCUGAACAAUACCUUGAUGAAAUUCUACGAAGUCGAAGAGAUGAUGUUAUUAUUAAUGAGGCUAGUGAACGUGCUGAAUUGCCAAGCCCUCGUGCCAGUCCCACCGAGAAAUGCGUUGAAUUUCUGGCAGGUGCACGUGCAAGUGUCCGCCGUAAUUACUUGAACAAUCUUUUGAGUCCUAAGCAACGAUCAUGUAAUGAUCAGCAAGUGUCACGAUGUGUGGAAGUAAAUGAACAAAACAUCGAUAAUAUUCUCCAGUGCAAUUAUCAAGAUGAGAAAGUAUGCAAGACCUGCAGGUGUCCACGUGAAAGCCAUCACCGGCCAGGUGUUAAAUCGCCAAAUCCUCCACUUGGCCUUACAAACGUACCUUCAAUGGCGAUGGCGAUGGCAUUUCAGCCUGGUGAUGCAUCGACUUCAGCCACGAGUGCCAUUUCUCCUCAUCAAGAGUCAUUCAAGAGUUCCAUUGAAGCCCCUCCUGUGCUUCAGGAUCCCCUAGUACAUCAUCAUCAAAGACUCUCACAAAGUGAUGAUGACAGUGGUUGUGCUCUUGAGGAGUACACGUGGGUUCCAACGGGUCUACGACCUGAUCAGGUUCAUUUGUACUUUAGUUCCUUGCCCGAGGAUAAAAUUCCCUAUGUCGGUAGCGCAGGAGAAAGGGAACGAGUGAAGCAACUACUACAGCAAUUACCACCCCACGACAACGAAGCGAGAUACUGUAAAGAUUUGACGGAGGAAGAAAAACGAGAGCUUCGUGUUUUUGCUGCCCAGAGAAAACGUGAAGCUCUUGGUCGAGGACAUGCAAGUCAACUAGAACGACCUCAUGGUAGCGGGUGUCGUGAAUGCGGCAGGUUGAUCACCACGGGAGAAAUUGCUAUUGGAGCAAAUCGAGCUGGACCGACAGCUCUCUGGCAUCCUGCAUGUUUUAUCUGUUGCAUUUGUAAGCAACUUCUCGUUGAUCUCAUUUACUUCUGGCGCGAAGGGAGGCUGUAUUGUGGACGACAUCAUGCAGAGACAUUGAAACCACGAUGCUGUGCAUGUGAUGAAAUUAUUUUGGCCGAUGAAUGCACUGAAGCUGAGGGCAGAGCUUGGCACAUGAGACAUUUUGCAUGUCUCGAGUGCGAUCGACAACUUGGUGGGCAGCGUUAUGUUAUGCGAGAAGGUCGACCCUACUGUCUUCACUGUUUUGACGCGUCCUUUGCUGAGUACUGCGACAGCUGUGGAGAGCCUAUCGGUGUUGAUCAAGGUCAAAUGUCACAUGAAGGUCAACACUGGCAUGCUACUGAAGCAUGUUUUAGUUGUGCCACUUGCCACACGUCACUUCUUGGACGUCCUUUUUUACCAAGGAGGGGUGCGAUUUAUUGCAGUAUUGCUUGUAGUAAAGGUGAACCACCUACAACACCUAGCGAUUCUUCCGCUGGACCUCCUCCAGCUCCACCACCACCGUCUUCUUUUUUAAGACAAUGUAGAAAACCUCUUCCACCUACGCCAAGCGAAGGAUCAUCUAGUCCUCCACUGCCAACUUCAACGAGGCAUCUUUUACAUACAUCAAGUUCAGCAAAAAAUUCUCCACGACUCAUACGGAAGCAAUAUCAUCAGGGAUCAACAUCGUUAGCUACAACUCCCGGCCCAGCCUCUUCAUCAGAUCAUCAUGAUGAAGACAAUACAUCAGAAAACCUAACAACUCUUGAAUCUCGAUCAGGAGGAUUGGAUCGAAUAAUUUUAGAGCGAAAUCUUGAAAGACUUUUGCAAGACCGUAAUACUAAUACAGAAGAGACCGAUUCCCCAGAACUUGGAAGGUUGAUGCAAGCAAGAGAUAGAGAGCCUUUGCACUGCAUUCAAAGUUCCAUUCCGACCCAUGCAUCAAGUAUGCCAGAACUACCUCCACCUCCCCAUUUAGGAGUGCAAAAGAAUUCAAGAACACCAACUCCACCGCAAACACCUCCACCUUUGCGGAUGACAAACGUGCCUGUGGUAGAUACAACCGAUCUCUCUGGUGAUAUUUCAAUAGCCGAUCCACCUACGCCGACAUCUCGAAGAGUAAGGUUUCAAGGAGAUGAUACCAAUGCUGCUUCAUCAUCAACCAUGCCGUUAGGAAAUAGUUCAUAUCUUUCAGCGACGUCCAGUAGACCGCAAGUGCCGCGGUCACGUAGUUUACAACCGGAUGAAGUUGCCAGCACAUCUUGGGAAAACUUUGGUCGAAUGACUAAAAAUGAGGAUGAAGAAAGUUGCUGUUCAACUUGUAGUUCAUCCAGCAGUUCAGACGAAGCUACAGCAUACGCACUACCUCCAAGAAGAGCCUACGGUGGUGUGCGAAUAUCUUAUGUACCUAAUGAUGCAGUUGCUUGUGCAAGGAGACGAGGGACCAAUCCUUCCACGCAGCCACAUAAAGAGAACGACAAGUGUACAUUAUCUUGAUAUUACGGUUCUCGAAAAUGUAUUUCAAGGAAAAAAUUUAUGUCUGAAAAAAUCAUUAUUCAUUGUAAAUUUAAAUUCAAUUCAAGAUGGACUUUCCAAAUUUUAUCAAGUCUGUCAUUGAAUACCAGAAUUUUGUAUAUAUAUCAACAUUGU
Messenger RNA from Chelonus insularis, 3556 nucleotides. Its product is annotated as protein prickle-like. Gene Ontology annotation, molecular function: zinc ion binding. Lineage: Eukaryota; Metazoa; Arthropoda; Insecta; Hymenoptera; Braconidae. The coding region runs from base 761 to 3403 and encodes 880 amino acids. The transcript is spliced from 7 exons. The record is from RefSeq and is a predicted model, not a curated record.